Molecule: messenger RNA, 3422 nt
Organism: Exophiala xenobiotica
Lineage: Eukaryota; Fungi; Ascomycota; Eurotiomycetes; Chaetothyriales; Herpotrichiellaceae
Product: exodeoxyribonuclease III
Exons: 2
Coding region: 317-2167 (616 amino acids)
Biological process (GO): base-excision repair
Cellular component (GO): nucleus
Molecular function (GO): phosphoric diester hydrolase activity; DNA-(apurinic or apyrimidinic site) endonuclease activity; DNA binding
Source: RefSeq, a predicted model, not a curated record
GCCUAAUCAGUACCCUCAGCACCCUCAGCACCCUCAGCACCAGGCUCUCCAGGUAGUGAGGCCCUUUGAUGGCGUUUUGAUGCCCUCUGAUCCCUUCAGUUCUCGACCGAUUACGACAUUCAUCUCCAUGUCAAUCGUGACCACGCGACCCUCGCGCGAUUAGGCUGCCACUGCCACGCAUCUUGAACGAAUCUACUCGCGUGCCCUGCCUUCAGCUGCGCUGGCCGUGAGCAGCUGUUCUCCUUCUCGUGCCACGUGGAUGGCGCGGUGAGUCGCUCUCCCUACGAUGAGGCGGCGGCGCCGCUAACAGCCAGCCAUGGGCAUUCGAAUCACAAGCUGGAAUGUCAAUGGCAUUCGCAAUCCUUUCGGAUACCAGCCAUGGAGGGACAGAAGGACCUUUGAGGGCAUGUUUGAUAUCCUGGAGGCAGACAUAGUGGUUUUUCAAGAGACAAAGAUCCAGAGAAAAGAUCUUCGAGAUGAUAUGGUCUUGGUACCUGGUUGGGACAAUUAUUGGAGUUUACCAAAGCACAAAAAAGGAUAUUCUGGUGUCGUCGUCUACACGCGAAAUGCUACCUGCGCCCCCAUCAAAGCAGAGGAAGGCAUCACGGGCAUCCUCACUCCUCCAAAUUCCUCCACCAGUUUUCGAGACCUGCCGGAUGAAGAACGAAUCGGCGGCUACCCAAACGCGGAACAACUAGCAGAAGCUGAUUUCGAUCCUGCUACCCUCGACGCCGAAGGCCGAUGCGUUAUCCUCGAAUUCCCAGCCUUUGUUCUCAUCGGUACCUACUGUCCUGCCGAACGCGACGAGACACGGACGCACUUCAGAUCGAGCUUCCUGCGAGUGCUCGAUGCGAGAAUACGCAAUCUGGCGAGGAUGGGCAAGAGGGUUGUGUGGACUGGAGACCUCAAUAUUUCACGGGAAGAGAUUGACACUGCGGCUGCCGAAGAGAGCAUGAGGAAGCACGGCCUGGAUCCAGUCGAGUGGAUCUCCACACCCGCCAGAAGGAUGUUGAAUCAGCUGCUUGUGGGUGGAAAAGUUCAUGGUCCCAGGGAUGAAGGGAGAGAAACCCCGAUCUUGUGGGACCUAUGUCGUGCUUUCAACGAAGGGCGCAGAGGAAUGUACACAUGUUGGGAGACAAAAGUCAAUGCUCGACCUGGAAACUAUGGCUCAAGAAUUGAUUAUGUUCUUUGCUCUCAUGUCAUGAAGGAUUGGUUCCGCGAUGCCAACAUCCAAGAGGGCCUCAUGGGCUCGGACCACUGUCCUGUCUACGCGGUCACGAAAGAUAGGGUGAUGGUGGACGGAACGGAAAAGCACAUACUGGACAUUGUCAACCCACCGGGUAUGUUCGAAGACGGUGUGCGGAAACAAGAGUGGUCAAACAAGUGUCUGCUUCCCAUGUCUGGCAAGCUCAUUCAGGAGUUUGACAAGAGGCAAAGCAUCCGAGAUAUGUUCACCCGGAAGCCAUCAUUGCCAAAGUCAACGACUACGGUCAGCGAGACUGGAGACAACGCCACCAUGAUGCGACCACCAUCACUUCCUGCUGCACUUCCUGCUGCACUUCCUGCUGCACCACCCACUGAGACCGCCAGUUCACCACCGAAAGAAGACAAUACGCUAUCAAAGAGCACUUCAAACACAUCCACCAAUUCCAAAAUGGUCAAUGGCAAGCGCCCGGCCAAGACAGAUGCGAUGCCAGCAGCGAAGAAAAGCAGAACGCAGUCUACCACGAAUGGCCACGGUAAGGGCCAACAAAGCCUGAGAGGAUUCUUUGCAGCCAAAGUGUCUGCUGCAGUAACGAGCAGUGAUGAUGUCGCUCCAGCUGACACAGCGAUUUCCGAGGAGGCAACAACAGAAGCCAGCACCCCAGCAGCCGUGGCCGUUCCCUCGCCGUCGAAAUCAGCCUCCUCCCUCGAAGACGAAGCAGCAAACUUCACCACGAAGCAGACUUGGGGCAAGUUGUUCUCCAAGCCUGUUGCGCCCAACUGCGAACAUGGCGAGCCGUGCAAAACAAUGCUCACGAAGAAGCCAGGAGUAAACUGCGGUCGAUCAUUCUGGAUGUGCAAUCGGCCAUUGGGUCCAAGUGGGAAGCAAGAGAAAGGAAGCCAAUGGAGGUGCAAUACAUUCAUCUGGGCCAGUGACUGGACGCGUACACCUGAACCUGGUUGAAAAGGGGGAGAAUCGUGCAGCCACGACAUAUAAGCAUCAGGACAAGAGCUGAACGAGUACGCAGCAGGGCGCACCAGCGCUGCUGUGCAUCCGCUGUCUUGAUGCAAGCUCAAAACUCCUGCAGAUUGUCGCUUACACCGGGCCGCUGAGCGCAUAGCUCCUGCUGAGGCCAACAUCAGCUGCGAUCGGCAACACUGAACCACUUCGCUGGUAUAUGAUACGGGCAAUGGCAAGACCUGAUGCCGUGCAGGUCACAACGAGGAUAUGGUUGAGAAGCAGCUUCUGCUCCGCCCAAUUUGCCGGCUAGUCAGGACUACUAAAUGAUGCCCAGCUUUGAGCAAACCGCAGCGCAGAUGCAUCUCGUCUGACUCAUACAUACUCGCACCACAAUGACGAACACCAGUCUGAAGCCCUCCUGUUCGCACCUUGCUUGCAUCAUCUGAUAAAUCCAGCCCGAAGAUCAACGUCCGCCGUCCGCCGUCCUUCGUCAUCUGCAGUCACCCGAUCUGAGCGGAAGCAUCACCCGGACGACAUCUUCAUGAGUCACUUCUGCCAUACCGCCUUUCCAGCCUUCGCGAUCCCGCUCUCCCAAUCUUCAACUCAACCCCUCAGCCCAGCCUCCUCUCCAGCCUUGCAGCACAGCGACGGAUCACCGCCUUGCCCAGCCUCCGCCUUUGGGAAACCACAAUUCGAGCACAUGAACCACUCCAUCUCUCGGGUGACGACUACAUUGGCUUUGGUGGCCAUCCGACGUGAUAGAAAGAGAAGUGCGAUACAAAGGAAUCGUCGUACCAAUAUUAUCAUACCUCGUGCUGAAGGUGUGCACUGUCUGUACUGCGAUCUCUGAAAAUGUUGUGACCCCCUGUUAGUUACAUAGGCCAGGUUCAGUUUUCAAAUUUUUCUAGGACGAGCAUGCCUUGCGAAGUAGUUUCUGGUGAUGCAGGUGCACGACACCUCGACUCGGAUGACUAUCAAGAUUGGACGAACUUGGAGCUAGCAUUUAUCCCACCAUAGCAUCUGACACGCGCUUAAGACGCGAGAAUCUCAUCCAGGGUACGAUCUUCGUCUAACAUUCUCUCCUCUGCCUGUUGUGUUUUGACACGGACGAAUUCCACCAGAGAGUCCCGUUCUUUUGAGCUCAACAACUCGAUCCGCUCCUCAAUGGAAGUUAGUGUGCCAAAAUAUUCUGGAUCAAUGAAGCGCCAGCAGAUAUCGUCAAAGGCAAAGCUCGAAGUGGCCGCCAAACAGAACCAAA